Messenger RNA from Monopterus albus (swamp eel), 3396 nucleotides. RefSeq names its product exocyst complex component 6 (gene exoc6). The record is from RefSeq and is a predicted model, not a curated record. Lineage: Eukaryota; Metazoa; Chordata; Actinopteri; Synbranchiformes; Synbranchidae. The transcript is spliced from 23 exons. Gene Ontology annotation, biological process: intracellular protein transport; Golgi to plasma membrane transport; exocytosis. Bases 59 to 2332 code for a protein of 757 amino acids. Gene Ontology annotation, cellular component: membrane; exocyst.
UCCUUUUCACUCACACAGGCAGAGACCUAAUCCUCAUAAUUGGAGUGUGAAGAGCGAAAUGGCCAGUGACAGGGUCCAUGCUGCUUUACCUGACCCUCCCAGUAAAUGUGAAGAGGGGAACAAAGAAGAGGAGAAAACUUUCGGGAACAUUUUUGCAGAGUUAGAAUGUGUGGAUCUGCCCCUAGGAACCACCUUAAGGUCUAUUUAUGAUGACCAGCCCAACGCCCACAAGCGCUUCAUGGAAAAGCUGGAUGCCAGGAUAAGGAACCAUGACCGUGAAAUUGAGAAGAUGUGCAAUUUUCAUCACCAAGGCUUUGUGGAUGCCAUUACAGAGCUCCUUAAAGUCCGUGCUGAUGCAGAGAAACUGAUGGGUCAAGUGACGGACACUAACCGAAGACUACAAGAAGCUGGGAGGGAGGUGAUGGCUCAGACAGAAGAGGUGAUUCGCUGUCGGAUCCAGCAGAGGAACAUGGCCACCACUGUCGAGAAGCUUCAGCUCUGUAUACCAGUGCUAGAAAUGUACAGCAAACUGAAGGAGCAACUGGAAUCCAAACGAUACUAUGCUGCCUUGAAAACCAUGGAGCAGCUGGAGAAGAUCUACAUCCCCAGGGUCAGCCAGUACAGAUUCUGUCAGAUCAUGGCUGAAAACUUACCCAGAUUGAGAGAGGAGAUUAAGGAGAUCUCCAUGUCAGACCUCAAGGACUUCCUGGAAAGCAUCAGAAAACACUCUGACAAGGUUGGAGAGACAGCCAUGAGACAGGCACAGCAACACCGGACCUUUAACAGUGCCGUAGCGAAGCAGGUCAGUAUGGGCCACUACAUGAAGCCUGUGUAUUCCCUCAAUGGACGAACACACACUCACAAUGGCCUGAUGAUGGACACAGGAGAUGAGGAUGAAGCAGAUGAAGAGAUUCUUACAGCUCAGGACCUGGUGGAUUUCUCACCUGUCUAUAGGUGUUUACACAUUUACACUGUGCUGGGUGACCGAGAAACAUUUGAGAACUACUACAGGAAGCAGAGGAAAAAACAGGCAAGGCUAGUGCUGCAGCCACAGGCUAACAUGCAUGAGACAGUUGAAGGCUACACAAGGUACUUCAAUCAGAUUGUAGGGUUUUUUGUUGUGGAGGACCAUAUCCUCCAUGCCACUCGGGGGCUGGUGACCAGAGCCUUCAAUGAUGAACUGUGGAACAUGGCCCUUUCCAAGAUCAUCGCUGUUCUCCGCACGCACUCUUCUUAUUGUAAUGACCCAGACCUGGUCCUGGAGCUGAAGAACCUCAUAGUCAUCUUCGCUGACACAUUACAGGGUUAUGGUUUUCCAGUCAACCGGCUGUUUGACCUGCUUUUUGAGGUCAGAGACCAGUACAACGAAACUCUGCUGAAGAAGUGGGCACUGGUUUUCAGGGAGAUCUUUGAAUUGGAUAACUACAGUCCCAUCCCAGUGGAGACAGAGGGGGAGUAUAAACUGGUAGUCAGCCGCUUUCCCUUCCAUGAUGCUGAGAUAGAGAAGCAGGACUUUCCUAAGAAGCUGCCAAUGUCCCAGUCUGUCCCUCAGAUUUACACGCAGGUCAAAGAGUUCAUUUAUGCAAGCCUGAAGUUUUCAGAGUCACUACACCGCAGUUCAACGGAGAUUGACGACAUGUUGCGAAAAUCAACCAACCUGCUGUUGACAAGAACACUCAGCAGCUGUCUCCAAAACCUCAUCAAGAAACCUCACAUAGGGCUGACUGAGCUGGUGCAAAUCAUCAUUAACACCACCCACUUGGAGCAGGCCUGCAGGUAUCUGGAGGAGUUUAUAACAAACAUCACCAAUGUUUCCCCUGAAACGGUACACACCACAAGACUCUAUGGCUUGUCUACAUUCAAGGAUGCUCGUCAUGCUGCAGAGGGAGAGAUUUAUACUAAACUCAACCAGAAGAUCGAUGAGUUCAUCCAGCUCGCAGAUUAUGAAUGGGGCAUGGCAGAGUCUGACGGCCGUGCCUCUGGAUACCUCAUGGACCUGAUCAACUUUCUGCGUUCUACUUUUCAGGUCUUCACACACCUCCCGAAUAACAACAAUGACCAUGCGUCGAUGUCGGGUAAAGUGGCCCAGACAGCUUGUAUGUCAGCCUGUAAGCAUCUGUCUACAUCGCUGAUGCAGAUGCUGCUGGACACAGAGCUCAAACAGAUCAGCAUGGGGGCCAUUCAGCAAUUCAACCUAGAUGUCAUUCAGUGUGAAUUGUUUGCCAGCUCUGAACCGGUCCCUGGUUUCCAAGGAGACACACUCCAGUUGGCCUUCAUUGACCUACGACAGGCUGUGAUGCUCAGUUCCCCACACAAGAAACGGCAACAGUGAAGUGCUGGGAGUUGUAGCAGGUUCCUGUGUUUUGAACUUUUUAACCAAAAAAUGAAGAUGCUAAAAAGCCAUGACAAAAGGGGGGCCUAUUAGUAGUUAGCUAUUGUAGAAGCUGAUGGCAAAAUCAUCAACACAAUGAAAACCCAAUUUUAUAAAUUCAUUUUUGUUGCUUGAAUUUGUUUCAACUCAUUUCAACUUUAUUUUUACUUCUCAGUUGUCCCACAUCUCUAUAUCACAUCCAGUAGUAUUGUUUUUCACUGGCCUUUUCAACUUUCACCUGUCCUCCCCCAUCUCCAUCACACACACACAAGCACAACUGACCACCUUUUUUGUUGUAAAUACCAGUGGUAUGUAAAGUGUUGCUGUGUCUCAUUAACUUGUGUCUUUGUUGACCUGUUAAUCUGAGCCUGAGGUGCAGGCUUGGCUCUGCAUCUAGCCCAGGUCACAGCACUAUACUGUGGGAGAUUGUGGACUACACUGCAAAAAUAAAGAUUGUUUCAUUAGCAUAGGACCUCUGAAUCAAAAUAGAUAAAUAACCAUCCAGUCAAGAUUUAACGGCACUUAGCUGUGCAUUUUCCCACCCUGAUAAUGGUGAUAAAUUACGGGAGCAUUCAAAAACUUGAAAUCUUUCCACAGACAUGCAAGUAAUUUAAAUUUUGUUAAAAAAUUGAGUUUACAUUAAUUGAAAAUGAAUGAAUCUUCACAUAGGCUGAAAUUGAGUUGCUUCUUAAGUGAAAUUCCUCAGGGAAUCAACAACUGCUUUUAAACUCAACACAACUAAGGCUGCAUUUUACACUUAUUUUCAUUAUUGAUGGAUCUGUCGUGAUUAAUUGAAUAGUUGUUUGGGCUAUAAAAUGUCAGAAAACUGAAAAAUGUUCAUUGCAAUUUUUGAGAGCUCAAAUGUCCAAUCACCAAAGAUAGUUAGUGCUCUCACAAAGGAUUAUGAGAACAGGCAAGUAUUCAAAAAUAAGAUGGUGAAUUCAGAAGAUGUUUGGCAUUUUUGCUAUAAAACAAGACCUAAACUCUUCAUUGAUUUCAGAAUAGUUGCUGAUUAAUUUUCAUUU